AUGAAAAGUAAGCUCAUAGCCCGUCAGGAGAAACAAGCCCACUAUUACAACCAGCAUUCAGGACCACCCAAAAAGCCAUUCGAAGCUGACCAACCCAUCCGCACGUACAACCACCACUCACAAACCUGGGAACCUGGCAUUAUUGUAAAACCCGCCAAACAGCCAAGAUCUUACAUCAUCAGGUCCAGCAGUACAGGUACCACCUAUCGAAGAACACGGGCCCAACUGAAACCAGACACAACUGCAGUGAGGGGAACACAAUGCCAGCGGGUGGAAACCCCAGUAUACCAAGGUUCUGAGAUACCUCAGCAGACAACUAGUCUUGCCCCAGUCAGUCACACACAGACAUCGCACAAAAACGGUGCAGCCCCCAGACCAGGAUCUGGCGAAACAGUGCCACUGAACAACAUCCCCCAGGGACCCUCAGACAUAGCUGGAGGAUAUGUGACCAGAUCUGGGAGGACUGUGACACCUGCACAAAGGCUGGAUCUAUAA
Messenger RNA from Pocillopora meandrina, 495 nucleotides. NCBI's taxonomy places the organism in Eukaryota, Metazoa, Cnidaria, Anthozoa, Scleractinia, Pocilloporidae. The record is from the annotation of a GenBank genome assembly.